Messenger RNA from Colletotrichum karsti, 834 nucleotides. Its product is annotated as complex I intermediate-associated protein 30. The record is from RefSeq and is a predicted model, not a curated record. Bases 1 to 834 code for a protein of 277 amino acids. Gene Ontology annotation, cellular component: mitochondrion. Gene Ontology annotation, biological process: mitochondrial electron transport, NADH to ubiquinone; mitochondrial respiratory chain complex I assembly. Lineage: Eukaryota; Fungi; Ascomycota; Sordariomycetes; Glomerellales; Glomerellaceae. The transcript has 2 exons.
AUGCGGGCGACACCGUCCCUCAUGAGCAAAGGCUUCUGGGCUCGCAGCCUGGAUCAUUUCAAACGGAGCGCAACUAUCGCUUUCAAAGCCGAAGCGAUCAAAGGCGCCCAAGGCCCCUUCAUGCUCCAAGACUUCCGCGCCCCCGGCUCGACCGAAGAUUGCAAACUCCUCUCCGAUCAGCAAAUCGGCGGUUUUUCCCAAGUCGCCCUCGACUGGGUCCCGUCCACAUCCCACACCUCAACAGCACCCUCAGAAAACAUAUCAACAAAUUCUGGCUAUGCGCGCUUCCACGGCUCGAUAUCGACAGACCUACCCAAAGACAACCUCAAGAUCGAGCGCACAGGCUUUGCGGCAUGGCGGACACCAGACCAGCAGCCGACGGUGUUCGGCAAGUCAUUAUGGGACAUCGAUCCCUACGUAUAUCUCGCGAUGAGAGUUAAGAGCGAUGGGCGGAGCUACUUCAUCAACCUGCAGACGGAGUCCGUCGUGCCGACAGAUUUACAUCAACACAGGCUGUUCGCCAAGAGGCCGGGCGAGUGGGAGACGGUGUUUGUCAAGUGGAACGAUUUCGUGAGGACAAAUCACGGCUUCGUGGUGGAGCCGCAAACGGAGAUGCUGAGGUCCAAGGUGAGGACGCUGGGUGUUGGUUUGACGGAUCGCAAGCCAGGGCCGUUCGAAUUGUGCGUUGAGAGGGUAUGGGCUACGAAUGAUUUGGACGAGGCGGAGGCGACGGAGGCCGAUGCUGAUGCGGCUGCCACCGAGAAGGCGAGGCAGGCAAGAGAGAGCGAGUUGAAGAACAAGCAGGGGCAAAGCAUCAGGUGGUCAGGCAGUUAG